Molecule: messenger RNA, 590 nt
Organism: Rosa chinensis
Lineage: Eukaryota; Viridiplantae; Streptophyta; Magnoliopsida; Rosales; Rosaceae
Exons: 4
Coding region: 1-495 (164 amino acids)
Source: RefSeq, a predicted model, not a curated record
AUGAGUCUUGUUUCUGGAGCAAUUCCCUUUCCGGAAAGAACGCAUCCAAUCCCUGCUCGAUCUCCCAUCGGUCUCCGGUCGAUCUCCCUUUGCUCGGUCUCCGGUCGAUCUCCCAUCUCCAUCGGUCGAUCUCCCAUCUCCAUCCGAUCGAUCUCCUCUGCUCGGUCUCUGCUCGGUCUCCGGUCGAUCUCUGCUCGAUCUCCGCUCUCCUCUGGUCGAUCUCCCUCUGCUCGGUCUCCGGUCGAUCUCCCUCCGGUCGGUCUCCGGUCGGUCUCCCUGCUCGGUCUAUCUCCUCUGCUCGGUCUCCCUCUGUUCGAUCUCCCUCUCACAGAACCCAUCCAAUCACAGAACGCAUCUCGGCCUCACUUGCAUCUGAAAUUGAAGCCUCAAUCAAGCAAUUUUCGAAUCAAGCAAGAAAGACUCCUCACAGCUGAAAAUCAGAGGCUAAAUGAGAAGUGUGAGGCUAUGCAACCAAGGCAACCAGUAAGUGAGUAGAGAGAAAACUUAGCCUGCACUGAAAGUAGUCCAAGUUCAGGUGUUGACAUUGAAUUGUUCGUUGGAUUGCCAGAAAGAAGAUCGAAGCACUAGCU